UACAAGCCUGGACCGUCUGCCGUCGCAAGCAACGUUCUUCUCGCCGAGGCAUUUGCUGAUGGCACCUCUGCUGUUGGCAAGUUCUUCACCGACGAAGUCUCUGUCGGUGGUGUCCACCUCAAGCUCACUUUUGGAGGCAUCCCUGGCCAAAAAGGUCACGAAUCACCCGACCCUUCGGCACAAGGUGGGAUCAUCGGUAUUGGCCCUCAAUCGCUUCAAGAUGAUGUGGUUACCGGUGGCGGCGGCAAGGCUGGUCAAUACAUCAACUUUAUGGGGUCUCUCGUCAAGGCUGGCCUCAUCAAACGUAAUGUCAUCGGCCUGGGCUUCAGUAUGGCAGAUCUCUGGGAUGCCUCACCCGUCGACAAGGGCGGUAUUGUGCUUGGUGGCAUUGAUACCAGCGUCCUCAA
Molecule: messenger RNA, 407 nt
Organism: Mixia osmundae IAM 14324
Lineage: Eukaryota; Fungi; Basidiomycota; Mixiomycetes; Mixiales; Mixiaceae
Exons: 1
Source: RefSeq, a predicted model, not a curated record